Messenger RNA from Triticum aestivum (bread wheat), 1217 nucleotides. Its product is annotated as transcription factor MYB60. Gene Ontology annotation, biological process: response to auxin. The transcript has 3 exons. Bases 224 to 1072 code for a protein of 282 amino acids. NCBI's taxonomy places the organism in Eukaryota, Viridiplantae, Streptophyta, Magnoliopsida, Poales, Poaceae. The record is from RefSeq and is a predicted model, not a curated record.
AGCUAGCCAGCAGGGGUUGGGGUCUCCAAUAAAAGGAUAUAUACUGGGUAGCAGGGGAGACGAGAAGCUUAGUUUCAGAGGUCAGUCUGUGUGGAGGAGUGCCGGCCAUGGCCGUUGAGGUAUAUUAGGCUAGGCUAUAUCUCUAUUUAUCACAACGUACCUAGGUACUGUUCAACUAGCUAUACAUAGCUGCCUAGCUAUAUUAUUUGGCGGCAUCGACGACAUGGGGAGGCCGCCAUGCUGCGACAAUGGCGGCGCCAGCGUGAAGAAGGGGCCAUGGACACCCGAGGAGGACAUCAUCCUUGUCUCCUACAUCCAGCAGCACGGGCCCGGGAACUGGCGGUCCGUGCCGGAGAACACCGGGUUGAUGAGGUGCAGCAAGAGCUGCAGGCUGCGGUGGACAAACUACCUCAGACCCGGGAUCAAGAGAGGGAACUUCACCCAGCAUGAGGAAGGGAUAAUCAUACACCUGCAGGCAUUGCUUGGCAACAAGUGGGCAGCAAUAGCCUCCUACCUCCCCCAAAGAACAGACAACGACAUCAAGAACUACUGGAACACACACCUCAAGAAGAAAGUGAAGAGGCUGCAACAACAAACACAUCCUGCAGAUCACUUCUUCCAGCAUACAUCCACUGCCACCAAUGCAGCUGAGCAAACCAUUAGCAUGAAUUACUACAACCCUAGCAGCAGCAACCUCGACUCCGCCAUGCAAGCCGCCAUGGGUUACCCUGAGACCACCACGGGCAACGUUGCACCUGCCGCCAUGGCCGUCUCGAAGCUCUUCCAGUCUUGGAUGCCGAAGGCCCCAUCGCCGGAGAUGGCGGACUACAAGGGUAUGGUGGCCAUGCAGGAGUUUCAGACCGAUCGAGAGGAUGGUGCUACAGCUUCAAUGACCAGUGGCCACAGGUUCUCGUCCUCGGAGAUAUUGGCCGGCCGUGACGAGGCUGCCACGGCCACCACCUUCUCGGUGCUCGAGAACUGGUUGCUCGACGACAUGGCACCGGGGCAGGCUGCCAUGGACGGGCUCAUGGACAUCUCUGCCGGUUGCUGUGCAAACCCCAUCAUGUUUUGAUAGGCCCUGUCUGUUUCUUACCGCUCCUGGUCGCCAAUCUUGUGUUUCCGGUUAAUAAGCCGUUGGUUUUAUAAAGGUAUAAUAAAAGAGAGAGAUGACGAUCUCCAUAUGUCCUCCUUAUCCCCGUCGCCCGCUUGUUCUUAGA